This is a messenger RNA of Sarcophilus harrisii (Tasmanian devil), 2305 nucleotides long. It is a transcript of the gene MOGAT2, whose product is annotated as monoacylglycerol O-acyltransferase 2. Gene Ontology annotation, cellular component: endoplasmic reticulum membrane. Bases 277 to 1227 code for a protein of 316 amino acids. Lineage: Eukaryota; Metazoa; Chordata; Mammalia; Dasyuromorphia; Dasyuridae. The record is from RefSeq and is a predicted model, not a curated record. The transcript has 6 exons. Gene Ontology annotation, biological process: diacylglycerol biosynthetic process; triglyceride biosynthetic process. Gene Ontology annotation, molecular function: 2-acylglycerol O-acyltransferase activity; diacylglycerol O-acyltransferase activity.
AAUCUGAGGAUCCUUCAGCCUAGUUCCCUCUCCCCCUACUACCCCAAGGUCCUGAUGAUGGAUGGGAAAAAGGGGGGAGAGGGAAAAAGCCGGAGGGGUGAGAGACUCCAUUCAGCAUGCAAGGAUUUGAGUUCUAAUCCCUGCGCUGUCUUUUACUACGUAGGAGAUCUUGGGCAAAGCCCCUAACCCCUCCCAUACCGCCUUUCAUAGUUGAACUGCUAGAUUUUACCGAUAAAAAAUGGAAGCCCGGAGGGGAAAGGGAUUUGCAGCCUGAUCAUGGAAGAGAGGAGGGGAGGACAGACAGUCUGGGAAGGCAUAAUCUGCAUAGCCAUCUUCAUUGGCCUCUUCUUCACCCGCUUUUGGUUCCUCAGCAUGCUAUAUUCAGUCUGGUGGUACCUGGAUAGAGACACCCCAAGGAAAGGUGGGAGACAGAUCCAAUUCAUAAAGCGAUGGCGUGUGUGGAAGUACCUGGCUGACUACUUUCCUGUCUCACUCAUCAAGACAGUGGACCUGGACCCAACCCAGAACUAUAUUGCCGGCUUCCACCCACAUGGUGUUUUGGCUGCUGGACCCUUCAUCAAUUUCUGUACUGAAGCCACCAAUUUUUCAUCUUUGUUUCCUGGGAUCCGAUCCCACCUGAUGAUGCUGACUUUGUGGUUUCGAAUUCCCAUCUUCAGGGACUAUAUCCUGACUGGAGGUCUAGUCACGUCAGAGAAGGAGUGUGUUUCAUACUUGCUGAGCAAGAAGGAAGGUGGAAACUUGCUAGUGGUCAUUGUGGGAGGUGCCCAGGAGGCCCUGGAUGCUCGACCUGGAAACUACACACUGUUACUGAGGAACCGAAAAGGAUUUGUUAGACUUGCUUUGCUUCAUGGGGCAAGUCUGUUGCCAAUAUUCUCCUUUGGGGAGAAUGAACUCUUUGACCAAAUUGACAAUCCCCACGGGUCCUGGCUACGUUGGUGCCAGGAAAAACUGCAGAAGGUCAUGGGCAUCUCCCUCCCGCUCUUCCAUGGCCGAGGGAUUUUCCAGUACAAUUUUGGCCUGCUCCCUUACCGAAGGCAAAUCACUAGUAUUGUGGGGAAACCCAUCAAGGUGAAGCAAAAUAUCAACCCAUCCCAAGAGGAAGUGGACCGUCUGCACCAGCAGUACAUGACAGAACUAUGCAACCUCUUUGAAGCCCACAAGACCAAAUACAAUAUCCCCCCGGAGCAGCACCUGGAGUUUCGAUGAGCCCACCACCUGCCAUGCUCUUCCUCUGCCCUGUCCUUGUGUGACAUCAAAAAAUAAUGGAGUCUUGACUAGCAACUGUGGUGCCAAAGCAAACAAAAGAAACAAUUCACACCCAUCUUUUUCAUACUUAAAGGAUCAUAGAUUUAGAGAAUAUAGAAUCCAGCCCCUUUAUUUUAUAGAUGAGGAAAUAGAACCCCAGAGAUGGAAAGUGACUUAUCUAAGAUGACACAAUUUUUAGAUGUCAGAAACAGGAUCCAAAUUAAGGUUUUGACUCCAAAGACAUUUAUCUGCUUAGCUGCUCCAUAAUUCAUGAUAUGAAAAAAUAUCUAAAGUAGUUAAGAAAUCUUCAAUUUGGGGGUUCUGAAAAUUGAGGAAUGGUGGGGAAACUACAAAUCAAUACAACUAUUUUGGAAAGCAAUUUCAAGUCAUUCAAAUAAAGGGACUAAAAUGUUGAUGCCCUUUAUUCUAGAGAUUCUACUGUUGGUCAUGUACCCCAAGGGAGGGCAUUGAUAAAAAGAAAGGCACCAGAUACACCAAAAUAUUGCUAUCAGCACUUUUUUGGCAGCUAGGAACUAAAAACAAAAUAGCUGCCCAUUUAUUAGGGAAUGGCUAAAUAAACUGUGUUCCAUGAAUGUAAUAGGAUGUUACUGUGCUAUAAGAAAUUAUAUGUGUGCUGAAUACAGAGAAGUAGGAAAAGAUCUCCAUGAACUGAUAGAGUGAAGUAAGCAGACCCUAGAAAACAAUAUUCACAGUAACAACAACGAGAAUGGAAAGAACAACUACAAACCAAUCAAAACUGAAAGUUGACAGAAUUACAAAAAAAUAAACAACCCAAAGAGUUAUGAAAAGAUUACUUUUCCAAGUCCUUUGCAGAGAGGGAAGCUGUAUAGGUAUGGAAUAUCAAAUCUGUGGUCAAAAUUUUUCAAGUAUUGGUUUUUCUCUUUUUUCCCCCUCAUCUUCCUCUUUUUUAAAAAAGCAAUCUUUUGUUAUAUGGGAUGGCUCUCUGGGAGGUAGAAAGAGAGAGAAGCAUUCAGAGAAAAAUUCAAACAAUGUAAAGGCAAAAAUGUCAUUAAACAUU